Vitis riparia (riverbank grape) is the source of this 495-nucleotide messenger RNA. RefSeq lists its product as uncharacterized. Bases 119 to 310 code for a protein of 63 amino acids. NCBI's taxonomy places the organism in Eukaryota, Viridiplantae, Streptophyta, Magnoliopsida, Vitales, Vitaceae. The record is from RefSeq and is a predicted model, not a curated record. The transcript has 2 exons.
CGAGACAUCUGCAGAGACCAUAAAUACUCUCUCUCUCUCUCUCUCUCUCUCUCUUAAGAAGCCGUGGGUGUCUUCAAAGGUCUAAGCUUUCCGAUUGAGCUUUAGGGCACCAUAAAGUAUGGAAAUAAAACCAUCAGUUGCCUUGAGGGCAAUGCUUGUAGGAUCGAUAGCAGCGUGUGCAAAAAUUGCAGGCGUACUGAAGGCUGCAGGUGGUGCAAAGAUCGGGGUAGCUGCAACUGCCAUGACAGCAGCUGCUACUGCAGCUAUGUCAUCAAAGCAGGAAGAUGCUUCUAAGCAACCUUCAAAAUGAUUUUCUUUUGCUGAUCUAGUGAGUCAAUAACGUAUGUAGCAUGGAACAAACUGGGACCAAACUGGAAUUAUUUUGGAUUUUUGCCCUCACACCCACAGUGAGGGUAUGUAUAAAACUACUGAAAUUGAAAAUAGAUAUAUAACUUUCCCUAAAACUUGUAGGGGAAAAUCAUAUUUGUCUCGCUA